AUGGUGAACAUUUUUGCAAUAUACAAGCCACUGUUGGGUGGAGUAAUGAGGGUAGCUGGGGUUAGACCUCAAAUGGUGGAAAUAGAACCAGGAACAGUCGUUCACUUCUGGGUCGGCAACGAAGCCAAGAAGAAACCGAAGCCUGCUGUGGUGUUUCUUCAUGGGUUUGGCGAGGAUGGUAUUGCAAUAUGGCAGUUCCAAGUCUUGGCUCUAGCGAGAAAGUACAGAGUUUUUGUUCCGGAUUUGCUCUUCUUUGGCCGUUCACUCACCGACAAAUCUGAGCGUUCACCGGAGUUUCAAGCCGAGUGUAUGGCUAAGGGUCUGAGGAAGCUAGGGGUGGAGAGGUGCACCUUGGUAGGGCUGAGCUAUGGAGGGACGGUUGGGUUCAAGAUGGCUAAGAUGUACCCGGACUUGGUUGAGUCUUUGGUGGUGACAUGCUCUGUAAUGGCCUUGACUGAGUCUCUCUCUGGUGCAGCCCUUGAGAGGAUCGGUUUCAAAUCCUGGCCGGAGUAUUUGCUUCCGGACUCAGGCAAGGGAGUUGAAUUGCUUUUUGACGUUCUCACCUACAAGCUGCCCCCUAUCCCUAAUUUUUUUUACAAACACUGUUUGGAGGUAAUGUUUGAGAACAGAAAGGAGAAAGUAGAGCUACUCAAGGCUUGGGUCGUUGAUGACAAGGACUUUACCCUAACUCAUUACCCACAGAGGAUACAUCUACUGUGGGGAGGGAAUGACAUCAUUUUCACCAUGGAAGAUGCCAACAACUUGAAGAGGCAAUUGGGAAACAGAGCUACGCUCCAAUACAUUGAGAAAGCAGGUCACCUUGCUCAGAUGGAACGUCCAUGCGUCUACAACAAGCGCCUGAAAGAAAUUCUUGCUACUUUAGUGGAAGAUGGGCACAAAAAACAAUGA
Messenger RNA from Alnus glutinosa, 909 nucleotides. RefSeq lists its product as uncharacterized. The record is from RefSeq and is a predicted model, not a curated record. Bases 1 to 909 code for a protein of 302 amino acids. The transcript has 4 exons. Lineage: Eukaryota; Viridiplantae; Streptophyta; Magnoliopsida; Fagales; Betulaceae.